This is a messenger RNA of Synchiropus splendidus (mandarinfish), 1260 nucleotides long. It is a transcript of the gene yif1b, whose product is annotated as Yip1 interacting factor homolog B (S. cerevisiae). Gene Ontology annotation, biological process: endoplasmic reticulum to Golgi vesicle-mediated transport. Gene Ontology annotation, cellular component: Golgi membrane; endoplasmic reticulum-Golgi intermediate compartment; COPII-coated ER to Golgi transport vesicle. The transcript has 8 exons. The coding region runs from base 104 to 1024 and encodes 306 amino acids. The record is from RefSeq and is a predicted model, not a curated record. NCBI's taxonomy places the organism in Eukaryota, Metazoa, Chordata, Actinopteri, Syngnathiformes, Callionymidae.
CGACUUUAGACAGACGAAGAGUCUCUAUUUCCGGUUAAAAUGUAUGAAUUGAUUUUCCGGCUUUGAUGUCGUUACUGUUGUGGUCGUCAUCUUCUCACAGCACAUGGAUUAUUCUUCAACACAAACCGGGUUCAGACCGCAGACUUCAAACAUGCGUCUCAGGAAUAGUUCAACGGAUGGGUCGGAUGGCAGCCAACUAUUUGAGGACACAAGCAGCAUGGGCCCUGGGUCACAGCCGGGCUACAGGACCCCACAGAGUGGACCUCACACUCCUGGCGUCCCCGGCUCCUCCAUCCUGUCUGACCCCAUGUCCAACCUGGCCAUGGCCUACGGCAGCUCUCUGGCGUCUCAAGGGAAGGAAAUGAUGGACAAGAACCUGGACCGUUUCAUCCCAAUUUCCAAGCUGAAAUACUACUUUGCAGUGGACACUCUGUACGUGGGGCGGAAGCUUGGGCUGCUCGUGUUCCCCUACAUGCACGAGAACUGGGAGGUGAGCUACCAGCAGGACACUCCGGUGGCUCCUCGCUUCGACGUGAACGCGCCGGACCUCUAUAUCCCGGCCAUGGGCUUCAUCACGUACGUGCUGGUGUCUGGACUGGCGCUGGGAACACAGAACCGGUUCUCUCCAGAGCUGCUGGGAGUCCAAGCCAGCUCCGCCUUCGUGUGGCUGAUCAUGGAGGUUCUGGUGGUUCUUUUAUCCCUGUAUCUGGUCACCGUCAACACGGACCUAACCACGAUUGACCUGCUGGCCUUCUCCGGAUACAAGUAUGUGGGGAUGAUCGUUGGAGUGCUGGCGGGGCUGCUGUUUGGAAGACUGGCCUACUAUCUCUCCUUACUGUGGUGCUGCGCCGCCAUCUUUGUCUUCAUGAUCCGGACGCUGCGUCUGAAGCUGCUGUCGGAGGCGGCAGCGGAGGGGAGGCUGGUGAGAGGAGCCCGGAACCAGCUGAGGAUGUACCUGACCAUGUCGAUCGCAGCAGCGCAGCCGGUCUUCAUGUACUGGCUCACCUACCACCUGGUCAGAUGAAACGCUCGCCGCACCUCCUCUACAGUCCUCCCUGUUGGCGUCCAGACCAUGGUUGCAUAAGAGCACACCUCCCACCCCCCCGCGACCAGGAGACUUUUCUGGCUCUGUUUACCAAUGUUUGUGCUGACACAGCAGAUAUCCACGCGUCGACCUCCUCCUUUAAUGUUGCUGUACAUUUUUAAAACGAUGAGUAAAUUAUUACUGCUUUUCAUAUUGAAAGUAAGAAGAAUAAAUGU